Messenger RNA from Fusarium redolens, 2225 nucleotides. RefSeq names its product ERCC4 domain-containing protein. The record is from RefSeq and is a predicted model, not a curated record. The transcript has a single exon. Gene Ontology annotation, molecular function: nuclease activity; DNA binding. Bases 182 to 2218 code for a protein of 678 amino acids. Lineage: Eukaryota; Fungi; Ascomycota; Sordariomycetes; Hypocreales; Nectriaceae. Gene Ontology annotation, biological process: mitotic intra-S DNA damage checkpoint signaling; double-strand break repair; replication fork processing. Gene Ontology annotation, cellular component: nucleus; Holliday junction resolvase complex.
CUGAUGUUCAUUUGGUAGCCGUGAGUGGCAAGCUCCUUAAUGGUCGCACGUGACUUUGGCGUUUUUCGUGUCCAUCUGAACAAAGGUCGUCGCGUCACAUCGCGCCCCGCCAUUGAUCGUAGGGAGCGUUAACUUCAAAUCAACGAUCAUCAAUGGCAGUCGUCCGAAUAUCCCGAAAAAAAUGGCACCUGACGUGAUUGAUCUCAUCUCAUCGAGUCCACCACCAAGCCAGUCCAUUCCACCGUCUGCGCAAGUGCCCGAGGCCGAUCGCAUCGUUGAACCAGAGAAGCGACACCGACCAAUUAUCGACGCUACCAAUUCUGCGUCACCGGGACUAUUUCUCUCAGAUGAUUUCGAUACAACCAUCGAUCUCGAUGAACCGAUAUUGAUCGAUGCAAAUCCGAAUAAGAGACGAUGUCUUUCUCCCCCGGCGCAACCACCCCCACGCAAGCGCAUUUCUCCAGCUCCAGAACCUCAAACAAUUCUCCCGCCGGUGCGAACGAAGGGGAAUGGACGAGCUCCUGUCGCCUCAGACCCCAUAGAACUUUCGAGUUCUCCGGGAUUUGGAUCACCUAGCCAGCUGGAACCUUCGACAUAUACUGGCAAAUCUUCGACACAUACUACCAGAAAACCCACUAAACAGACGAUUAACGCUGAAGACUCUGACCCUUUCGCAAGUUCACCACAACCAGUGCGACGAUCUCCCCCCAAACCAAAGCCCCUAGCAAGACCUAUAGAAUCUUCCGACCCUUUCGCGAGUUCACCACAUCAAGCCCCGGUAACGACAAAGGCGCCCGAGGUUAUCAUAACAUCACCGCCUGCGCCUGCGCCUGCGCCUAAGCCUGCACCGAAGCCAGCACCGAAGAAGAAUGCUACAUGGGAUCCUAUCUCAAGUUCAGCCCCAGAUGUCUUCUCUUUCGAUUCAUCGCCGCCAGGGAAGAACAAUAGCGUCAUUAACAUUGACGACUCCGAUGGCGGAGACGGUUCCGAGGACGAAUUGCCAGAUAUCGCUUCCUUCGAUGUUGCUAAGAUGCGCCGUCGAUCGCAACUUCAGCGCUCACAAAGCGAUGUUGUAUCAUCAAGAUCUCGAACAAAACCCGCACCUUCGAAUACAAAGUCAGCAGCAGAGCGAGCACGAGAAAAAGAAGCAAAGGCAGCAGCCAAAGAAGUCGAAAAAGAGACCAAGCGACGAGAGAAACAAGAAGCAAAGGAAGCCAAAAUUCGCGAAAAGGAACGCACUGCUGCGCUGGCAGAGGUCAACAAGCUACGUACAGACAAGAAAGUCUCGACGCCAGAAAUGAUGGUCGAUAUCCCCUCAAGUCUAGAUGCCACGGUCACCACUGAGCUUCAGACCAUGCUAGAACCCUUCGAUGUGCAGUACACAAUUUGGGACAGUCCGGUCGACAAUGUGAUCAAAUGGCGAAGAAAGGUUCGCAGUCGAUACAACGACGAAAUUGGUCUCUGGGAGCCAAUACCUCUUCGCCUUGAAGAUGAGAAGCAUGCUCUGGUUGUGAUACAUGCUGACGAGUUUGUGAAGCUGGCGCAGGACGACCAGAUCUCAACUCACGUUGGCAAGAUGCAAAGGCAUUUUGCUGGACAUUCUCUCGUCUACCUGAUCGAAGGUCUUACACCUUGGAUGCGCAAGAACAGAAACCUUCGUAAUCGUCAAUUUGCAUCGAAUGUUCGCGCUCAGGAGGCUGCGGCUUCUACAGCAGGCCGUCGACGAAACAACCCCCCUCCAGAAUACGUAUCUGAGGAGUUAAUUGAAGAUGCGCUGUUGCAACUGCAGGUGAUGCAUGAGGCUUUGAUCCAUCACACUAUGAUUCCGAUGGAAACAGCCGAACAGAUCCUCACAUUCACCCAACACAUCUCAACAAUACCAUACCGAAAACAACGAGACAUUGCGACACUCGGAGCAGGGUUUUGCAUGGAAAGCGGACAGGUCAAGACAGGCGAGGACGCAAAAGACACCUACGUCCGAAUGUUGCAAGAGAUUGUCCGAGUCACGGCCCCCAUCGCAUAUGGAGUCGCGGCGGAAUUCGACACAGUCAGUAGCCUGGUCCGAGAUUUAGAAGAACGCGGGCCAACUCUUCUCGAAGGCGUGAAGAAGAGCGCAAACAAAGACGGUGCCUUUUCAGAUCGCACAGUUGGUCAAGCCGUCAGUCGACGGAUGUAUAAAGUUUUCACGGGAGUGGACGAGACGAGCACGGAUGUUUAGAAUAGUG